ACACGCAUGGACUCUUUCAAACAAGCACCCCCGCGAAGGGGUAGUUCAUGCCAGGCCUCAACCCUUUCCCCAGAGACCUGCAGCCGCUCCCACCUCCGUUCCCCACACAGGAAAAGUCUGGGUGAGGCUGGGAGCGGCACGGUGAUGAGUCAGGGCCCAAGAGCCAAGGGGGCACAAAGGUCCAGAGGGCGGGGCUUUGCAGAAUUCUUGAGGUGGGCAGGUCGUAGGUCCCACCCCACCCCCGCCCCGGGCACUACCUAAGCCUUCGGACCCUCCAGAGUCAUCAUCGCCAUGGAGUUCGACCUGGCUGCAGCCGUGGGCCAUGGCUCUAAGAAGCCAGAGGGAGGUCAAGCGGGACACCCCAAGCACUGUCCUCUGAAAGCCCCGGGCCGGCCAGAGGCAGGCGCUGCUCACAAGCCAAAGCAUGGACCCGGCAGCUCCUCAGACUCCAGCAGCAGCAGCUCCAGCGACUCAGAGGCGGAGGGAAAGCACGCCGCUGGCUGCAAGAAGCACGAAGGCUCCUCGGACAAGGCCAAGAAACCCAAGGUGAAGAAGGAGAAGAAAAAGAAGGAGAAGAAGCCCCCCCACUGACUCAUUAAAGCUUGCAGCCCGCCCCGCUCCCCAGCACCCCCUGCCGGUCAGGAGCGGAGGCCAGGCUGAACCCAUCA
Molecule: messenger RNA, 668 nt
Organism: Mesocricetus auratus (golden hamster)
Lineage: Eukaryota; Metazoa; Chordata; Mammalia; Rodentia; Cricetidae
Gene: CUNH19orf33
Product: chromosome unknown C19orf33 homolog
Exons: 4
Coding region: 292-591 (99 amino acids)
Cellular component (GO): nucleus
Source: RefSeq, a predicted model, not a curated record